Messenger RNA from Sclerotinia borealis F-4128, 684 nucleotides. NCBI's taxonomy places the organism in Eukaryota, Fungi, Ascomycota, Leotiomycetes, Helotiales, Sclerotiniaceae. The record is from the annotation of a GenBank genome assembly.
AUGUUCACGACGAGAAUAUUAUCGCUGAUAGCGAUUGCGACCAGUGCGUUGGUGCAGGCACAUACAGUGAUAACAUAUCCGGGAUGGAGAGGUGAUAAUUUGGUUACGAAUGAUACUUUUCCUUAUGGAAUGCAGUGGAUGUAUCCUUGCGGCGGCAUGCGCACGACCACCAACCGCACCCUCUGGCCCAUCACCGGCGGCGCCAUCGCCAUCCAACCCGGCUGGUUCCAAGGCCACGCUACCGCCUUCUUCUACAUGAACCUUGGUUUCGGCACCGAUGGUCCCGACGGUGGUCCCCCCAACAUGUCUAAUCCCAUGACAUCCGUUAUGCAAAUCGUUGGACCCAGCAAAAAUCCUUACCCUGGAACUUUCUGUUUACCACAAGUUCCAUUGCCUGUCAAUACGACGGUGAAUGUUGGAGAUAAUGCGACGAUUCAGGUGGUGGAGACGGCUAUUCAUGGCGCGGCGUUAUAUUCUUGCGUCGACAUAACCUUCGCCAACCCCCGCGACGUAGCCGAAGUAAACAGCUCCAACUGUUUCAACUCCUCCCAAAUCUCCUUUGCAAACGUAUACACCAUCAACGACGCCCAAGCAGCCGGUACAUCCGACGCCGUCACCUCGAGGACUUUUCACGCCGGCUUAUUGGCUGGUGUGUUGGGGGUAGUCAUGUGGGGAUCAUUGUGA